CUUGAUAAUCAUGAAAUUAAUCUCAUAUCUUGUGUAUUUAAUAUUUUUCAGGUGAAUUUCUACUUUUUGCAAUUUUUCAACAUUAAUAUCGAUUAAAUUAACUAAAGAUGUACUUAAACCGGAGAAUCCAUAAAGAACCAGAAACCAGUAACCAGUUCAAUGGCAGCAUGGAAUACAGGACAAUUAGGACAUGAUUUAUUGGCAAAAGAACAAGAGAAGCUGCUUAAUCCAAUCCAAGUAGCACCACUUAAUAAGGAACAGAACUUGAAGGAAAUUGUAAGAAAAUAUCAGGAAAGUCAAUGUUACAAUUAUUCUGUAUUUCUGGGUGAAUUAGGACAGCUUGGUUAUUGUACGCUGCCUAUAGAAAUGCCGAUAAUCCUAGAAAUUGUACCAAAAACACAAGCAAACGAUAGAGCAUGUGAGACUUAUGCUGAACAUAGACAACGAAAUAAGCGAGAAAAUAACACAAUUGAGUACGAAAAUGGAAAUGCCAAUAAGAGAUUCAAGGAUGAUGACGGAUGGGGUGAUGAAUCAGGCACUGUACCAACAAAAUCAGGCUGGGGAGAAGAAGACAGUGGCAAAACUUCCAAUAAUAAUAAGCCAAAUCAAACCCAAUCAACUUGGGAUGACGACGAUAGUAAAGUCAAGCGAUAUCGUAGCAAAAGCGAUAAUCGUAAGAGCUUUAAUCCUUCAAAUCGUAUGCAAACAGGCUGGUCUGAUGAAGAAAAUGAUCAAUCGAAAAAUAAUAAUAGAUUUGGUGAUAAUCGCGGCUAUAAUGACAGAUUUAAUGGCAAUAAUGAUCAAGGCUUUGAAAGACGUGUAGGAGGGAAUAAUGAUCGAGGCUUUCGUGGACGUGGUAGAGGAAGAGGCCGUGGUGGACAAUGGAAUAGAAAUGACAAUAAUGACCGAUACAAUAAUAAUAACAGCAAAAAUAAUGAAACUGCAGCUGCAAGUGGCUGGUCAGAUGAUGAAAGCAAGUCAAAACCUGAUAAUAAGAACAAGACAAAAAUUGAUCCUAUUGAUGAUUGGGACAAUGCUGAACCAACUAUAAAGCAGAAUUCAGUUCCUGACCAGAGUUUAACAACAAAUCCAAAUGCAACGUCAAAAGUUGCUGAUGAUGGAUGGGACGACAAGUGACUGUGUCGACCACGAUAAUUGAAUUAAUUCGAUAUUAAUUACUUUAACUUGAUUUUUUUUAAGACGAUACGCUAUAUAAGAUUUUGUUUAUUAACUUCUAAGAGAAUUUACGGAAGUUUCUUAUAUUUUAUAUGAAUUAAUGUUUACGAUAAAGAAUAUAUUAAAAGAU
Molecule: messenger RNA, 1306 nt
Organism: Chironomus riparius
Lineage: Eukaryota; Metazoa; Arthropoda; Insecta; Diptera; Chironomidae
Source: the annotation of a GenBank genome assembly